AUGACAGACUCCACUACUUUACCAAAGAAAAUGAAGGCAGCCAUCGCAACAGGCUUUGGCGACAUUGACAAGAACAUCCAGGUGGUGGAAGAUUGGCCUGUUCCAACCUUGAAGGCCAAGGACGACAUCUUGGUGAAAGUCAGCGCCUGUGCUUUGGCACCUGGUGACGUUCGUGUACUCUCGGGCAAGACCGAUUGGAUCCAGCUACCCAAAGGAGGUCAUCCAUAUGUCGUAGGGGGCGACCUCAGCGGAGUGGUUAUCUCUUCCAACAGCAAGAAAUUCAAUCCAGGUGAUUAUGUCGUCUCACGCUUUGAGCUCCCAGGCCCAUCGGGAGCCCUGGGAGAGUACAAGGUAGUCAAGGAGAGCUUGACGGAGCAUUGCCCCGAAUCGAUUGAUCCAAUUCAAUCCUGUGGCUUAACCGCCAGCACCAUGGCUGCCAAGAAGAUUGUGGACCAAUGUGUCAACAAGGGAGAUCGAGUGCUGGUCAUUGGUGGCAGUGGCGCCGUUGGAUCUAGUGUGCUGCAAUACGCGAAAAUCGCAGGGGCCGCUCACAUCGUAGCUGUCUCGUCCCAAGAGGACUUGUGCAAGUCUUUGGGUGCAGACAGUGUCAUUGACUACCGCAAUCAGAACUGGUGGCAGAUGCCAGAAUACCAAACAGACCCGUUUGAUGUGGCAAUCGAUCUUGUCGGUGGAGAGAACUGGGAGCAAGGCGGAUGCUCAGGUGCAGCCAUCAAGCGCAAGGGCAUCUAUGUCGCCUUGCCACCUGGAGUCCAAUCCGAAAUCGAGCUACAUGGAUGCUGGGGCUUGGUAUCACUUUCUUUUCAAUGGUUGUGGCUUGUGUUGUGGACAACCUUGCACCCUAAAGUUCCUAGAAAUGUAAUGCCGGAUGGUCUUGAUUUGCGGGAUGGAGACUUGCGGGAGAUGCUGAACGAUGUGGUGGAAGGCAGGAUCAAGCCAGUUCUGGAUCCUUCGGGUCCCUUUGAAUUCAAUAAUGAUAGCGUCCGAGAGGCCUUCCAUUUGCAAGGGUCGAAGCAUGCACACGGCAAAGUUGUCGUCAAGAUCGCCGAUGCAUGA
Molecule: messenger RNA, 1074 nt
Organism: Seminavis robusta
Lineage: Eukaryota; Bacillariophyta; Bacillariophyceae; Naviculales; Naviculaceae
Source: the annotation of a GenBank genome assembly